AUGGGAGGCUUCGGACACGAAGGUAAAGAGGCCUUCGGAGGGUUAUUACCCCGAACUAGAAUCGCUGACAAGGGUUUCUCCACACUUCUGAACGAUGAUACCAACUUCGCCAGAAACAUCCAAAUUUUAAAGUACAACAAGAUGAGCGACACGGCAGAAACAGCCUUCGAGACAGAGCCCCGGGAGCCAUAUCGGUAUGAACCAUUACCAACGCUCUCGUCUAUUCGGCUCCUGAGCGUGGUAGGGAAGGGGCAAGAUGGGUCGGUGCAUGUAUCCCUGAAGACGGUCGAUUUGGAAGAUGAUCCCUUCUUCUAUGCGCUAUCCUACACCUGGGGCAACCCUCAUGCGAAUGGUGUUGACUUCACUGCACAUUUCAAUGCUGUAGACAACGAAUACAGCCCUCUUGAGAGAAGCCCAAUCUUAUGUGAUGGGAAGAGACUCAAAAUCCAGAGAAACCUACUCGACGUCCUCCAUGAGUUUCUUGACGCUUUGGGAGGACAUCAAGAAUAUGAGCAGAGCCCUGAGUCAUUCUCUUUGAUGAAGCGCGAGAGUGACAUUUGGAUUGACGCCGUUUGCAUCAACCAGGGGGAUAUGGAUGAGCGGGGAGAGCAGGUUAGGAUCAUGGACAAGAUCUACACAAAAGCCGCCCACACAAUCAUUUGGCUGGGUCGUGCCGACGAGUAUACCCCCGCCGCGGCAAAAACGAUCGAAAAAGUCGCCGCCUAUCCCAGAGAGGCGUUUGUUCAAAGUGGAGCGACGCCUUUCCGGCGGCAAGACCCCGAGGUAUACGCCAAGAGCAACCUGGCCUACACCGACUGGAUGGACUGGUGCAGUUUGGCUGCCCUUCUUAAACGGCAGUGGUUCACGCGUUUGUGGAUUAUCCAGGAAGCUAUCCUUUCUAGGGAUCUCGUCAUUCUCUGCGGAAAACACAAGAUAUCCUGGACAGACCUUGUCACGGCAGCACGCAACAUCGAAGCACGUUGUCAGAUAUUGGGCUGGAACCCGAGUACCAUGUUUAUUCAGGCUCACGAGAUUGCGGUGCCUCUUGAACACAACGUCUUGCAGCUUGCGGACUGGCGAGACCGCUUUCACAGUAGCACGAGCACCGCUCCUGGACGCUUUACACUCGAGAAACUCAUCUACGACACCUGGGUUUUCCACUCGGGUGACCCCCGCGACAAAGUCUACGGUAUCCUGGGCCUAGCGGAUCCCGAAGUGCGCGCCGGUUGGGUUAUCGACUACUCCAGAUCGCCCGAAAAGGUCUUCGCCAUCACCACAAAAACCAUCAUCGAGCAGUCCCAAUCCUUCAAGAUCCUCUCAUGUGUGCAGGAUGCUUCCAAACGCAAGAUCGCCAUGUACCCCUCCUGGGUUCCUGACUACAGCCUUCCCUACUUCAACAUGAUGUGCAACUACGGCUCGUUCGCCGUGGCGGGGCCCCAAUACCCAACGCCGCAGCUGGUACCAUCCCCAUCACUAGGGCCAGACUCAUGGUCCCGCCUGCGCCUGCGGGCCCACAUCUUCGACACCAUCGUCGAAACGGCCAACGAGCGGACAGACUACGUCAACAGCGCCAUGCUGCUUGAGCCGUCUUGGUUCGAGCUCGCCUUGCUCCUCAAGGCCCCGUACCCGGCCACGGGCCAGAAGCGGACUGAGGUCCUCUGGCGCACCCUCUGCGCGGACCAGGACGCCGGCACCGCCAGCCCGGCUCCGGCACGGUUUGGGAUGCUGUUCAAGGAGUUAGUGAGCGCCAUGGUAGUGGUGCGCGCCGAGCUGGAGGAGGAGGUGUCGCAGGAACCGGAUCCACCGAGGGAUUGUGCCCUGUCCUUUGCCCAGGCGCUGCAGAGAGCGAAGGAGGUUUGGGCAGAUGUCGGCUGGGCUGGACUAAGUGCCGAACAGAUACGGGAGAAGACGAAUUCGCGGCCGAGAUUUCUGGGCAGACCGCAAUUUGGCUGGCUCGUGCAUACGCUGAUCAAGCUGCAAGCCUUGUUUGUGACUGAAGAGGGUGGGCAUGCGGACACGCCAAGCUGGGGGGAGCUGGAGAGCUUUCAGGAGAAUCCGAGUUACGUGAUGAGAGUGAAGAAUGGAGCCGAGAGGUCGCUUGUUCAGCCCAAGGACCCCGCGUUUAAGAACUCGUUUCAGCGGAGGUACGGGAAGAGGAAACUGUUUUACACCGAAAAGGGGUACCUUGGCCUUGGCCCGGCGUCGGCUGCCGUGGGGGAUGUGGUUUGUAUCAUGCCUGGGGCUGCGGGCCCAUUUGUAUUUCGACCUGACCAGGAGGGGGGUAUCAAGUUGGAGAACCAACCGGACUGCGGUGAAAAGAGGGAUCACACAAAAAGGUUUCGUCUCAUAGGGGAGAGCUAUGUUCACGGUAUCAUGCAUGGCGAGGCGCUUGCAACAGAGGGCUUUGGUUUGGAAGAGGUCGAGCUCAUCUAA
Chaetomium globosum CBS 148.51 is the source of this 2433-nucleotide messenger RNA. RefSeq lists its product as uncharacterized. The record is from RefSeq and is a predicted model, not a curated record. The transcript has 2 exons. Lineage: Eukaryota; Fungi; Ascomycota; Sordariomycetes; Sordariales; Chaetomiaceae. The coding region runs from base 1 to 2433 and encodes 810 amino acids.